AUGGCGAAAGGAAGCUCUCAGUCGCAGGCGUCGUCAUCCUCCCAGCCUUCCCGCCCCGGCACCGUGGGCCCAAGGGGGACUCCUGCUGCCGCUGCAGGGAUGAGGCGGAGGAGAACCGCCCCAGGCGGUGGAUCUGGAGGGGGUUUCGGCGGCGGGGGGAGCAACAUGCUGAGGUUCUAUACGGACGAAGCACCCGGCCUCAAGAUGUCUCCAACGGUGGUGCUGGUGAUGAGUCUCUGUUUCAUCGGAUUCGUCACGGCACUCCACGUCUUCGGCAAGCUGUACCGCUACCGAUCCGCCGCCAACGGCGGUGGUUGA
Spirodela intermedia is the source of this 318-nucleotide messenger RNA. NCBI's taxonomy places the organism in Eukaryota, Viridiplantae, Streptophyta, Magnoliopsida, Alismatales, Araceae. The record is from the annotation of a GenBank genome assembly.